AUGUCUAAAAUACCGGUAUUCAAAGCUCAGGACACAUCAGAUGUCGAGUCUUGGAAGUGUGAUCAAAGCUGUCCGAUAAAAAAGAAAGACUGCAGAGAAUUCUGCUUUGUUGAUGAUCAAUUUGGCUUAAUAUCCAGGAAGUUUUGCAGGGCCUGGCUAAAGAAUGAAAACAAGAAAAAAAGAAAGAGAAAAAAUGAAAAGAAAAGGCAGCAUGAAGAAGAAAUAUCCUACUCAGCAGAAUACUCUUCAGUAGACCUUGAGGAUAUGGAAUCGUCUCUCUCCAGUGAUAUAAAUUCUGCAAGUGGAUUUAAUCCGGAGAUGUCAGUGUCUUACUCUUCAGUUUCGUCAGCAUCGUUGUCUUCGAAGCCUUUUUCGUCAGUUUCUACGAUUUCUAGUUCAGCUAAAUCCUCAGAAUCGUCAUCAGAAACACUAUCAGAGACAUUUUCUAAGACUUUCAAAGUUCCAAUCAGCGUUCCGAUUGAUUUUAUCAGUCUGAGUUUUGGCGACUUCAUCAUCCACAAGUUAAUUUACAAGCAGCUGAGUUGGGAUAAAGCACUGGAGCGCUGCCAAAAGAUUGGCGGCAAACUGCCGUACUUCAACACAAAAGACGAUCUGAGGAGUUUUAAAGACAAAUUAUUUGGAGAAAAUAAAAUCUAUGGAACGAACACCGAAGAAAAUGACCGCCAUCAUAUUUGGCUUGGGUACCGAAGAUAUGCAAGAAACAAGAAUCAAAUGAUGAAUGUUUAUACAAACGAACCAUCAACAAUCGCUCCUUAUCAAACGCAAUCCGGGCAAAGAUGCGCAGCUUACAACCCAACUUUCAUAUCCAUGUCAUACUUCGACUUUUACUGCGGAAGCUUUGAAAGAAGAGCAACCAAGGACAUCUAUCUUACGCUUUGCUUCGUUCCAGAUCCUCACUCGCGCUUGAACUGA
This is a messenger RNA of Oikopleura dioica, 933 nucleotides long. The record is from the annotation of a GenBank genome assembly. Lineage: Eukaryota; Metazoa; Chordata; Appendicularia; Copelata; Oikopleuridae.